This is a messenger RNA of Erpetoichthys calabaricus (reedfish), 1454 nucleotides long. RefSeq names its product SUMO1 activating enzyme subunit 1 (gene sae1). The record is from RefSeq and is a predicted model, not a curated record. Gene Ontology annotation, cellular component: cytoplasm; SUMO activating enzyme complex. The coding region runs from base 153 to 1190 and encodes 345 amino acids. Gene Ontology annotation, biological process: protein sumoylation. Gene Ontology annotation, molecular function: SUMO activating enzyme activity. The transcript has 9 exons. Lineage: Eukaryota; Metazoa; Chordata; Cladistia; Polypteriformes; Polypteridae.
CGUGGUUUCGUCAUUAUCAGGCGUCCAUUCAAAGAGUGGAAAGCGCGACUUUGUCGCGGUAGCACUGUUGUUUGAAUUAAAAUUUACAGCAGUGUUGUUGACAUACACUGUGAAGUAAAACUGUAAUCGUCGAUUCAAAAGAAUACGAGAAUAUGGUGGAAAAAGAAGAAUCAGUGAUAAGUGAAGAGGAGGCGGCACAGUAUGAUAGACAGAUCCGAUUAUGGGGUCUUGACGCCCAGAAACGGCUCAGAGGGUCUCGUGUCCUGUUAGUUGGAAUGAAGGGUCUUGGAGCUGAAGUGGCAAAAAAUUUAAUUUUAGCAGGAGUGAAGGCCCUUACCAUGCUUGACCAUGAACAGAUCACUGAAGAAGUCACUCGAUCUCAGUUUCUAAUUCCAGUAGACUCCUCGGAAAAGAACAGAGCACAUGCCUCCUUGGAACGUGCUCAGUAUUUAAAUCCUAUGGUUGAAGUCAAAGCAGAUAACGAAAAUGUUGAAAACAAGUCUGAUGAUUUUUUCCUGCAGUUUGAUGCUGUAUGCCUAACAUGUUGUUCUCGUGAUCUCAUGAUAAAAAUUGAUCAACUCUGCCAUAAGCACCAAAUCAAGUUCUUUGCAGGGGAUGUAUUUGGAUACCAUGGAUUUACAUUUGCAGAUCUUGGAGUUGAACAUGAGUUUGUGGAGGAGAAGCCUAAAAUGGUCAAGCCAAGUCAAGAAAUAAGCGAUGGCCCUGAAGCAAAGAAGCCAAAGAUAGAUCCAAAUGAAACAAUGAUGGUGAAAAAGAUUUCAUCCUUCUGCCAGCUGAAGGAUGCCCUUGAGGUUGACUGGAGUGGAGAAAAAAUGAAGAACCUUCUGAAACGUACACCUAAUGACUACUUUCUCUUGCAAGUGUUGCUGAAGUUCCGCACAGACAAGGGUCGUGAUCCACUACCAGAAUGUUUCCCAGAAGACUCUGAACUUCUCCUACAGAUACGCAAUGAUGUUCUAGACUCACAAGGAUUAAGCAGUGAUCUUCUUCCUGAUGAUUUUGUCAGCUGGUGUUUUUCUGAAAUGGCCCCUGUUUGCGCAGUGGUAGGAGGUGUGCUUGGGCAGGAAAUUGUUAAAGCACUUUCCCAAAGAGAUGCACCACACCGGAACUUUUUCUUUUUUGAUGGAAUUAAAGGAAGUGGUGUUGUUGAUUGCCUAGGUGUAAAGUAAUAAAAAAAAAAACUGCAAACGCAAGUCUCAAUUUACAAUAAAAAGAAACUGUAAAGUGCUUUCAUUUAAAGUUCUCUCCAGCAGGUCUAUUGCAGUACGUCUGUUGGGAGUUAUUUUUAUAUGUGUCACAAAUUAGAGUUUGGUCAAUCCCAGUCAGUAGUUUAUAGUAAUCUACCCUAAAGGAUUUAAAGUUAUUACUUGUCACAUUUUCAUGUUGUAUUCCAGAAUGACUUUUCUUAUUAAACUUUUUACAUUUUUUUCCAA